UCAGAAUCGCAGAACUCAAACGAAUUUCAAGAAUUGAAAGAGAAAAGCUAAAUCAACUUAAAAUCAAUCUUGGAAUUGCAAAAACCAAAGCAGAACUUGGUAAUGUAACAAGCAGUUCAAAUAGCAGUACAAAAGCUCCAACAUUACCGCAGUUCAGAGAAAUCAAAGAUAAUUUUGAUCCUCACAGUAGACGUUUUGAGAAAUAUAGCAUUUCUCGAGGAUGGGAAUCAAAAUAUUCAAAUAACAAUUGUGACGAAAAAGACAACGUUAUUGAUCCAUGCUCCAUUUUGCCAUCUGAUCAAUUGACACAGUCAAAUACCGAACGUGACAUCAACAAGCAAUUUCAAAAUGAAUGCGAACAUAACAGCUGUAUUGAUCUUUGCUCCAUUACUCCAUCCGAUCAAUCGAUGCAACAAAAAACCAAACGUGACGCGAACAAUCAAUUCCAACGUGAAAGCGAAAAAGUCAAUGUAAUUGAUCAAAGCUCCAUAACUCCAUCAGAUCAAUUAGUUCUAUCAAAAACCGAACGUGACGUGAAUAAUCAAUAUAACGCAAAACACAACGCGAUUAUAAAACACAACACAUCUGCUUAUGCUCAAUCAAGUGAGGUAAAGCCAAAGACAGAAUUUGAGAAGGAUUGUCAACAACAUGCCAACUGUUCGAAGGAAAUUUAUCCAAAUAUAUCUACUCAGUCAAGUAUUGUUACGGAAACUAACAAACAUUCACAUCAAAAUUACGGGCACGACAAGAGUAUUAAACUCAAUUCGUUUGUAGAAGUUACUUGUAAUAUAUUGCAAAUAGAACCAUUGUUAGUAAAACCGUUUACAGGCGUUACCAAGUCUGUAGAUUUACUAGAACAAAAUUUUGACAAGUCACUGAGAAAGAUACGUGAUCUUCCUAAAAUA
This is a messenger RNA of Owenia fusiformis, 905 nucleotides long. NCBI's taxonomy places the organism in Eukaryota, Metazoa, Annelida, Polychaeta, Sabellida, Oweniidae. The record is from the annotation of a GenBank genome assembly.